This is a messenger RNA of Cucurbita pepo subsp. pepo (vegetable marrow), 1156 nucleotides long. The record is from RefSeq and is a predicted model, not a curated record. Lineage: Eukaryota; Viridiplantae; Streptophyta; Magnoliopsida; Cucurbitales; Cucurbitaceae.
UUUGAAUUUGUCUCUACAUGUCGUCAUCGGCGCACUCGACAGGAUUGUUCCGAUAAAGCUCAAAGAAGAAGACAAAUUCUGGAGCUCUUAUCUGCCUCUACGGCCCUUCAAGAAGCCUCGGAUAAAAGCAAUAAUCGUCUUGCCCUUCCAGGAUUUCCUUGAUGAACUGCCAUUCACCUUUGAAAAGAUGUAUGGAUUCUCCACAGUUGAUGGCUUUGUGGAGAUAGUCGAAAGCUCGGCCGAGAUGAUCAAGUAUAUCGCAAAUGAACCGUCAACUGGGCUUUUCUACAUUCAACAGCAUACAAAAAAUGCCGUUCCCAACGUUCUCAAUAUGAAGAAUAGUGUGGCGAACACGUCUCGUGAAUCGACUUUGCACACUGAAGAUUCGGAGGAUUCGAUCACGAUGUUGAGGUCAAUGAAAGAAUGUGGAUUUCCCAUUGCUGAUGAGAUGAUUAGAGACAUCAAAAAGUCUCUUGCUGUAAUGUCAACCAAACAGCCAAGAAGAGGCUUGAUCCGUAGUACUUAUGGUAUGCAGCCACCGGGGAGAGUAAGCACUUGGAGGUCAGCCACUUGGGGGCGAAGUGUAGCCAUUGCCCCGGGUGAUGACGACGGUGGUGGCUAUAUUUCAACGGUAUUCAAGUCAGCUAGAGAAACAGCGAGCAACUUUAAGUGGCCACAGCUCGACAUCGUGGAAGAUCUUGCACGAGUCGAAGUUCAUAAGGCUCAGCCAGAACCUAACCAACCAUCAGUUCUAUCAGCUAGUUCUAGUUCGUCACAGCCAGAUAUGGAUAGCGACGAGCUGCCUCUGUCUUGUCAAGUGAACGAUGUGUUGCAAUGCGACGAUCGGGUUGAUGUUGGUUUGGACACUGAUGUACUUUCGGUGUCCGAUCGUUUUGACGAUUUCAGGGCUGAUAAAGAAGCAAAAUUGAAAGAUUGGUUGGAAGGGUCUGGCAGCUUGAAUGAUAUAAGAGAUUUGAGCGCAGGGAAAGGGCAUUAAGAUUGAUAUUGAUGCGUUAUUUAACUGUAAAAAUGAUAACAUAAAAACCACUCAAAAUACACUUCAAUUCCAUCAUUGAAGAGUUGUAUUUCUAUAGCUUUGUAAUGUGAUGGUAUUGGAUUAAGGAUUUGAGUUGAAUCGUACAUAGAAAGUAUAAAG